GCCUUUCCAUGGGCCAUCUGUCUCCCCGCCAGCCGCCGCCCCACCGCCGCCCGCGCCCCGCGCUCCGCCUCCCGCCCCGGCGGCUCCCGCAGCCCCGCCGCCGCCCGCGCCCGCGCCCCGGAGCCGCGCCACAAAGGGCCCGCGCGCAGCCGCCGCCGCCGCCGCGCGAGGAGCCAGGAUGGUCCUGGUCCACGUCGGCUAUCUCGUGCUUCCAGUGUUUGGCUCUGUGCGAAACAGAGGUGCCCCUUUUCAAAGGUCUCAGCAUCCUCACGCUACCUCCUGCCGCCACUUCCACCUGGGCCCCCCGCAGCCGCAGCAGCUCGCGCCCGACUUCCCCCUGGCCCACCCAGUGCAGUCGCAGCCGGGCCUCAGCGCCCACAUGGCCCCGGCCCACCAGCACAGCGGCGCCCUGCACCAGUCGCUAACCCCGCUGCCCGCCCUGCAGUUCCAGGACGUCACAGGUCCCUCCUUCCUACCUCAGGCCCUGCACCAGCAAUACCUCCUGCAGCAGCAGCUCCUGGAAGCCCAGCACCGCAGGCUCGUCUCGCACCCCAGGCGGAGUCAGGAGCGCAUGUCUGUCCACCCCCACCGACUCCACCCCAGCUUCGACUUCGGCCACCAACUCCAGACGCCUCAGCCCAGGUAUUUGGCUGAGGGCACCGACUGGGAUCUCAGUGUGGACGCCGGCUUGAGUCCUGCUCAGUUCCAGGUGCGGCCCAUCCCUCAGCACUAUCAGCAUUACCUAGCGACUCCUCGAAUGCACCACUUUCCCCGAAACUCCUCCUCCACGCAGAUGGUCGUCCAUGAAAUCCGAAACUACCCUUACCCUCAGCUUCACUUCCUUGCUCUCCAGGGACUGAAUCCCAGCAGACACACCUCCGCCGUGCGGGAGAGCUAUGAGGAGCUGCUGCAGCUCGAGGACAGGUUGGGAAAUGUGACUCGGGGAGCUGUACAGAACACCAUUGAGAGGUUCACCUUCCCCCACAAGUACAAGAAGCGAAGACCCCAGGAUGGCAAGGGCAAGAAGGAAGAGGGGGAGGAGUCAGACACAGAUGAGAAAUGCACAAUCUGUCUGUCUAUGCUGGAAGAUGGAGAAGAUGUGAGGCGCUUACCCUGUAUGCAUCUCUUUCACCAACUAUGCGUGGACCAAUGGCUCGCCAUGAGCAAGAAAUGCCCCAUCUGCCGAGUGGACAUUGAGACACAACUGGGAGCCGACAGCUGAGGGAAGAAUUAGCCAGUGGACGCCCCAUUUUCCUUCACCAGGUCCCCCCACGGCCAUAGCCCUUGCAGCCAAACUUUGCCUUCUGAGCCAUUUGAUGUAGAGGAUAAGCCUGCAAGCACAUUUUGUGGAAAGAGGAGUUGGUGGUAUCAGUGUCUGAGGGAAAGGAGGGGGUGGGGGGAGGACCCACCCAUCCAGAAUGGUGACUGCCCCCAUCUGCCUCGCCUCAUGGGAGGGAGGGAGCUG
Messenger RNA from Diceros bicornis minor, 1465 nucleotides. It is a transcript of the gene ARK2C, whose product is annotated as arkadia (RNF111) C-terminal like ring finger ubiquitin ligase 2C. Gene Ontology annotation, biological process: positive regulation of BMP signaling pathway; motor neuron axon guidance. The transcript has 8 exons. The record is from RefSeq and is a predicted model, not a curated record. The coding region runs from base 179 to 1222 and encodes 347 amino acids. NCBI's taxonomy places the organism in Eukaryota, Metazoa, Chordata, Mammalia, Perissodactyla, Rhinocerotidae. Gene Ontology annotation, molecular function: ubiquitin protein ligase activity; zinc ion binding.